AUGUGGUUUGGUCCAAAUUUGCAAAGGUCUUAUAAGUAUAUGAUGUUUUCAAAGAUGCCAUCGCUGAGGAUAGAUCAGAGUGAUCUAAAGUGCAAGAAUGGUUGUGAUUACUUUGGAAAUCCACAAUGGCAAGGUUAUUGCUCAAAAUGUCAUCGAGAACAGUUGCAAAGACAAAGACGUGCAGAAAAGGCAUCAUCAACACUUCCAAAGCCCGAACAGAAGAAACCUGAAAGAAAUUUCAAGGUUACAUCACAUUCUUCUUUCUCAAAAUUCGAAGAAAAACGAUUAAGGCAAAGUGAGACUUUGAAGAAAGCUAAUUUACUGAAAUUCAGUGUAUUCAAAAAGAGCAAUACAGAGGACCAUGAUCAUGUGGCAGAAAAAAAGCCAGCUGAAUUUAAAAUACCAGCUAUAGUUAAUGAAGGCAUGAAGCGUGAUUUUCGGCUCCGGUUCCCAAAUCUAACACCUCAUAUAGACCGAGACUCAAGGCUUUUUGCCCACUCAUUUAUCAUGGAUGUGAUAAAGCACUCCAAUAUUUUGACAGUCGACGAGUUAUCUGAAAGGGUGCAGAGGCAAUAUCAGCGUUUUAUGAAGCAUAUGGAUACAUCUCCUCAUUUCAGCAAUGUGGACUCUGAUACAAAGGAAUUGCUUAUAGACUUUGUUGAAAAGCAUUCCAUGAAAUAUUUACAUGAACUACCCUCAGUGGUUUUCUCCCCAACGGGGACGGAUGACGAACGUCUAGAUCGAGUGAUGUCUGAGCGUAUACAACAACUAAGUUGGGUCUGUGAGACUCAUUUGGAGUGCAAAUUGGAUAGAAACAGUGCAUCUUGCAGGCAACUGCUGUACAAAGCAAUUAGUGAACUGCUGGGUAUGGACGCGGCGUUGUCUCCUGGUGGGAAAGUGGCACGUGUACGUCGCGCUUGUAAACACGUGCUCGCUCUGUGCGGUGCGCCUGCUUCCGCUGAUGAUCUAUUACCCGCCUUAAUAUUCACUGUACUAAAGGCGAAUCCACCGCGCCUAGUAAGCAACAUUAACUUCGUAACUCGAUUUUGUAAUGCCCAACGACUUAUGACCGGGGAAGGAGGAUACUAUUUCACUAAUUUAUGCUGCGCCGUUCAAUUCAUAGAAAACUUAACAUCGGAGUCUUUGAAUAUGGAUAAGAAGGAGUUUGAUUGCUACAUGGCUAUGCCGGCUUCGAUUGGCGGCAGUGCUUGGGCCGCAGCGCUAUCUCUGUGUGGCGCGUCUCGUGAUGCCGAGGAACAGAUGCUUCAAGUUGAAAAGCUGAUAGCCCAUACAAAGGAUUUGAAGGACAAGGCCGAUCAACUGGCUAAUAAUGCGGAAACUUUCGAGAAGGAGAUUGCUAAGAAAGUUCAAGAUGUCCUCGCCAAAACUCCACUCGAGAUAAAACCGAGACGUGAAUUACCACGACUUGGUUCUUUGAAGACCUCGACCUCGCUUCUUGAAGAUAUAGACGCAGAAAAAAUAUUAAUAGAAAAAUCUUUGCAAGAAUCCACUCAAUUGGGAUCAACUGAAUCAAAAGAUAACAAUAGUGCUGCGAACAUGGCGGUUGAAAUAGAAAUUCCUAAAAUCGAGAUGGAUAAUAUUAAAAAUCAGCCAACCACCAGUUUUCAAGAAGAAAUUGAUCAUAACAAAUUUACUGAUACACCUAAAAUUCAAGAUGAGCCAAUCAUAACAUUUUCUCAGACACCAGAAGAAAAAUCGCCCUCAAAGUCACCCAUAAACCCAUGGGAAUUGAAACAAACGAACUCGCUAGAACUGUUGACGCCUUCACCACUCGGUUUCACACCUUUUGAUUCAAGAUCCAUCGAUGAAUUGAUGACUCCUGAUGAUUUUGGCUCCGACCAAGUUCCUGGCUUGAGUAAUGUCAAUUAUGAUAUAGAUUUGUCAGAUCUAAGUGGGGAUAAUAGUCUGGCAGAAGACACUCCAAGGGAACAAAAGGACCCAUUCAGUCCAGAGCCUAAAAAUUUUUAUCCCUUCGAACCAAGAAAUCCGUUUAGUCCCAUUUUGGAUAAAUUUGAUGAAUUUACAUUAAUCGAUACUAAAACAGAUCAACCAUCUGAUGCCUUCGAAGUUGUCCAUAGAGCUUCAUCGAGUGGGGACCCAUUCAGUCAGGAUAUAAAUGACUCAUUCCCUAUGGAAAAGGAUGGUUCUCUUCUGGAUGACAGUAACUCACCGACGUCUACAUGUCUAUUGCCAUCACCGUUAUUACCACAGAGUAGUAACCCCAAUUAA
Pieris macdunnoughi is the source of this 2250-nucleotide messenger RNA. NCBI's taxonomy places the organism in Eukaryota, Metazoa, Arthropoda, Insecta, Lepidoptera, Pieridae. The record is from the annotation of a GenBank genome assembly.